Molecule: messenger RNA, 5394 nt
Organism: Eimeria necatrix
Lineage: Eukaryota; Apicomplexa; Conoidasida; Eucoccidiorida; Eimeriidae
Product: aspartate carbamoyltransferase, putative
Exons: 15
Coding region: 1-5394 (1797 amino acids)
Biological process (GO): amino acid metabolic process
Molecular function (GO): carboxyl- or carbamoyltransferase activity; amino acid binding
Source: RefSeq, a predicted model, not a curated record
AUGGGUACACAUGCGAGAGGCAGCAGGAGCAGCAGGAGCUCAAGCACGCGCAGCAACAAGAACCGCCGCAGCAGCAGCAGCAGCAGCAGGAACUGCAGCAGCAGCAGGAACUGCAGCAGCAGCAGGAACUGCAGCGGCAGCAGAGGCGGUAACGGCAACUGCAACACUGUCAGCCGCAGCAGCGGGAACAAGCAAAAGGCUAUAUUAAACAGACACAACAGCAGCAACAGAAGCAGCAGAAGCAGCAGCAGCAACAACAGCAGCAGCAGCAGCAACAACAGCAGCACGGAAACGCAAGACUGCACGGCGGAUGCUGCCGUCAGGGCUGCUGCAGUCGAAGGUGCUGGUGCAGCAGCUGCAGCAGCAGAGCCUGCUGCAGCAGUACAGCCAGAUGCAGCAGCAGAACUUGCUGCAACAGUAGAGCCAGCUGCUGCAGCAGGGCCAGAUGCUGCAGCAGCAGAGCCAGUUGCUGCAGCAGGGCCGGAUGCUGCAGCAGCAGAGCCAGUUGCUGCAGCAGGGCCAGAUGCUGCAGCAGCAGAGCCAGCUGCAGCAGCACGGCAAGACGCUGCAGCAGAGCCAGCUGCAGCAGCAGAGCCUGAUGCAGCAGCAAUAGAGCCAACUGCAGCAGCAGAGCCUGAUGCUGCAGCAGCAGAGUCUGCUGCUGCCGCGGGGCCUGAUGCUGCAGUAGCAGGGCCUGAUGCUGCAGCAGCAGCACGCGAUGGAGCAGCAGAUCCUGCUGCAGGUGCUGCUGCAGCAGCAGAACCUGCUGCAGCUUCAACUGCAGCAUCAGAACCCACUGCAGCAUCAACUGCAGCAGCAGAGCCUGCUGCAGCGUCAGCCGCAGCAACAGAGCCUGCUGCAGCACCAACUGCAGCAGCAGAACCUGCUGCAGCACCAACUGCGGCAGCAGAACCUGCUGCAGCAGAACUGUCUAAACCAGCUGAGCCUCCAGCAGCAGCAACUGCUGCUGCAGCGGAUCAAUCAGCAGCAGCAAAAGCAGCAGCAGCAGAUGAUGCUGCAGAUUCUGUCGAGACAGAAAUGAACGUGGCAGAUGAGGCCGAUGCAGCAGCAGCAGCAGCAGCAGCAGUGCCUGCAGCAGCAACAACGGCAGCAAGUGCAGCUCCGUCUUCAGCAGCAAAAGUGUCAAAGGUUGAGCCUUGUGAGCAGCAGCAGGAUGCAGCACCUCGAUCCAAAUCAGCAGCAGCAGCAGCAGCAGCAGCAGACGCUUCAACGAAUAGCAGUAUGUGUGGCGAUAGCUGCAGCAGGGAGUCUUCAGCAGCAGCAGCAGCAGCAGCAGCAGCAGCAGCAACGCCCACAGCUGCUGCACUGAGCGCUGCAGCAGACACUGACGCACAAAAUGGAGCCCCCAGCAGCUCUGUUCUUUCCUUUCUGUCUCGCAGCAGCAACGCCAGCGUUAACGGGAACAGCAAGCAGCAGCAGCAGCAGCAGCAGCAGCAGCAGCAGCAGCAGCAGCCGCUGCUUUCUUCUGCCAGCCGCAUGCUGCUUAGUGUGGGACGCCGCCUCGGGAGCGGCAGCAUUGCUGCAGCGGAGAGUGCAGCAGCAGCAGCUGCUGCUGCUGCUGCUGCAGCUCUUGUGGGAGAUGCAGGCAGCAGCAGUAGCAGCAGCAGCAGCAGCAAAAGCGGCGGAGCAGCAGCAGCAGACUGCUACACUGUGCAGCUGGAGCAUGAACUAGCCGCUCUCAAGGAGCAGGUGAGCGUGUACAGACAGGCGCUGCUGCUGCUGCCGCCUUCCUCCCCACAGCCUGCUGAGGUGUAUGGGGACCUCCGGGCAGCAGCAGAAUGUGUCGUGAGGAGCCUUAGAAGUCUAGGCUUCCUUGCAGCAACAGCAGCAACAGCAGCAGCAGCAGCAACAGCAGCAGCAGCAACAGCAGCAGCAGCUGAUACAGCUGCACAAGACGCAGCAGCUGGCGGUUCAGCUGGUGCUGCAGAUGCAGUACAUGAUCGUCCCAAGAGGGACUCCAGUGGACCGUUUGAAGAGCAAGCAGCAGCAGCAGCAGCAGCAGCAGCAGCAGCAGCAGAGGAGCAGCAGCAGCUACAGCAGCUGCUAGUAGAUGCAGUGGAGCAGGCCCUUGCUGCGUCGCUUUCAUCUGCCUCGACGCCGCCUUCGCCACCUCAGCAGCAGCAGCAGCAGCAGCAGCAACUGCAGCAGCAACUGCAGCAGCUGCAGCAGCAGCUCGAAGCCGAAAGGCAGAAGCAUGACACUGAGCGCGUGCUGCUGCUGCAGAAGCUGCAGCAGCAGCAGCUGGAGGCGGAGCAGCAGCGCGACAUUAACGAGCGACAGGCCAAACAACUCAUGCAGCUUACACUUAUGGUGACGCAGAUGAAGACGGAGGCGGACGAACACAAGCAGCAGCAGCAGCAGCAGCAGCAGCAGCAGCAGCAGCAGCAGCAGGGACAGGAGCAGCAGCAAAGAACUGAGGCGGAUUCUGCUGCAGCAGGAGCUGCAGCUGCUGCUGCUGCUCCCCCACAAGUCACUGCUGAACAGUUCGAAGAACUUUGUGCAGCAGCAGCAGAGACUUUUCGGCUACGGUGUACUGUCACUUCUCUUGAGGAAGAGCUGCAGUGCAUGCAGCAGCAGCAGCAGAGUGCUGCUGCUGAGCUUGAGCAGGUGCAGCAGCAGCUGCAGCGGGAGCAAGAGAUGCGAGAAGUGCAGGAGCAGCAGCAGCAGCAGCAACAGGAAAAAGCCGAAGUCCAGCGGAUGGAUUUGGAGCAGGCGCUGCAGGCAGCAAGGGGGGAGCGCGACGAGCUGCUGCAGCAGCUGCAGCAGCUGCAGCAGCAGCAGCAGCAGCAGCAGGACGUCGUAGGGCGGCUGCGGCAGCAGGUACAAGAAACAGAAGAGCAGCUGCAGCAGCUUAAGGACGAAAUGCAGCAGCAGCAGCAGCAACAGCAGCAGCCAACGUCUGCAGCGGGGGCAGCCCAAGGCCUUCAGCGGACUCUCUCAGAAGAGCUAGCAGCAGCAGCAGCAGCAGCAGCAGCAGCAGCACCAACAGCACCAACAGCAAGAAUAACGAGAAACUCUGGCAGAUCAUCGCCUGCUGCAGGGCCCAAUGCCCCUGAAGCUUUGGAACUUGAGCAGCAGCAGCAGCUGCAGCAGCAGCUGCUGCAGCAGCAGCCGUGUAAACAGGAGCAUCCACAGCAGCAGCAGCUGCAGCAGCAGGGCUCAUUCUCGCUCUUCGUUGAGGCUUCGCAGCGAGCGCUGCAGCAGCAGCAUCUGCAGCGGCAGCAGCAGCAGCUGAAGGCGCUGCAGGUCCUCUGCGCACGGGAGAAGAAGCAGCGCGAAAAGGCCGAAGAGCAGUGUCGGCGGCUGCUUGCUGCUGCACUAGAGAACCAAGUGCUGCGCCUCCACAGGGAUGAAGCAGAUUCCCCUGCUGCUUCUCCAUCUUCCCCGCGCAGCAGCAGCAGCAGCAGCAGCCGAAGCAGCAGCAGCAGCAGCAGAAAUGCCGCAGCAUGGGCACGGGACGCUGCGCCGGCUCCUCGUCCACUCAGAGCUGCCAAUUCUUAUUCGUCGGACCUCGACUACCUGCAGCAACGGCAGCAGCAGCAGCAGCAGCAGCAGCAGCAAGAUAAUGCACUGCUGGCCGCAGAGCAGCAGCAGCAGCAAGGCGUGGAGCCACCUGAAGCAAACGCCCCGCUGCUGCAGGAGCAGCUGCAGCGGCUGCAGCGGACAAACAACAGCCUUUCUGAUGCUUUAAGAGAAGCAGCAGCAACAGAGGAGGCACUUCGGGCAGAGCUGCAGCAGAAGACGCGGAUUAUCAACGUUUUGCUGCAGCAGCCGCCCAAGCAGCAAAGGUGCGUUUCAGCAGCCGGGGCUCUGCGCUUAAAGAUCUUCAGGUGUACAGACACCUACUACAAGCUCAGCUUUACUGCCUUGGAAAGAGCUGCAGCAGUAGCAGCAGCAGCAGCAGUAGCAGCAGCAGCAGCAGCAGCAGGGUUUAGGGGUUUAGGGUUUAGGGGUUCGGACCCCUCGUUCUCGCGAGAAUGCCAUUACUUCUUCCGUCUCGUUUGCGCGCAGCAUUCGCCGCAGCAGCAGCAGCACGAAGACCCCCAGCAGCAGCAGCAGCAGCAGCAGCAGCAGCAGCAGCAGCAGUUUUCGGUUGAGGAGGGUUUGCUGCCGGUGGUUCGCGAGGCUGCUGCUGGCUUGUGGGGCCGCUCUCUGGUGUCUGUACAGCUCAUUACUGCUGCUGAAGUUGCUGCGCUAAUUUUGACAGCUCACAAAAUUAAAAGUUUGUACAGCCAGCGAGACCCUGCCCUGGGCCGGGCGCUGCAGGGCAAAGUUGUGGCGACGGCUUUCUUUGAGCCCAGCACCCGCACGCGCUGUUCAUUUGAAGCUGCUGCUCUUCGUCUGGGGGCAGGUCUAAUUAGCAAUCCAGACUUGAAGGCUGCCAGCUCUGUCAAGAAAGGCGAAACCCUCACAGACACGAUGAGGAUGUUUUCUUCUUACGCCGACGCGGUGGUCCUUAGACAUCCAGAAAAGGGCAGCUGUGCGUCGGUGGCUUCUCCGCAAUAUGGCUUUUGCUCUCCGGAGCCUCCCAGCAGCAGCAGCAGCAGCAACAGCAGCAGCAGCAGCAGCAGCAGCAGCAGCAGCAGCAGCAGCGGGAACUGCGUGCUGCUGUCUGGCGGCGACGGGUCUGGAGAACACCCGACUCAGGCUCUGCUGGAUCUGUUCACCAUAGCUGAGCAGCAGCAGCAGUGGUUUGCUGCUGCAGCAGCAGCAGCAAUUCGGGGAGAGACACAAAAGACGCAGCAACUCUCCCUAGUCUUCUGUGGCGACCUCAGAUACGGAAGGACUGUGCACUCUUUGGCGCUGCUGCUAGCUCGCUUUGGCGUUCGCCUAACUUUCGUGCCUUAUUCUGGCUUUGAGCCUGACAGUUCAUUUUUGGAAGAAGUCAGAAGCGUCUUCAAGCAGCAGGGUUUACCAGCAGACACUUUCUGCUGCACCGCGCACUCCCUCGAGUCUGUGCUGCCCCACGCUGACUUCUUAUACUUAACAAGAAUACAAACAGAAAGGAUUAAACCCUCGGGGGCCCCCCCAGAGGGGCUUGGGGGGCCCCCAACCCCAGUGGGGGCCCCAGGGGCCCCAGGGGCCCCGGGGGCCCCGGGGGCCCCGGGGGCCCCGGGGGCCCCCAGUGAGGCCCCACAAGAGGCUGGAAGGAGGGGCCCUGAGAUGGGGGUGACGUUGGAGUUUUUGAAGAGGUUUGCAAAGCCAACUUUGAAGGUGCUGCACCCGUUGCCUCGGAAUUGGGAGUUGAGCGAAAGUGUUGACAGCAGCAAAUUUUGUUUGUACUUUGCCCAGGCAGCCAACGGCCUGUUUGUGCGCAUGGCCCUUUUGCUUUUGACUCUUAGUCCUUAUCCCUUUCUAAAGUGCGCCAUUUGA